GCUAUCUCAUCGAUUCCAUUCCAUUUCUCCCAAGAUUUUUCUUUACACCUCUCCACAAAAUCGGGCUCCCCACCCCACCUUUCGUCCCAUACGAAGUAGAUUCAUCCAUCCCUUACUAUCAACCUUCAUUUCAUCACUUCGUCCUUUCCUCACUUUUUACCCCUAUUCGAACAUAGAAUUGUCUUCACACACACAACAGAUCUAAAACAUGGCAACAUCAGCAUCACCUUUAGAAGUGACAAUUACUCAGAUUACAAAGGAGGAAGACUUCCUCCCCCUCGCCGCCAUCGAAGAAGCAGCCUUCACCGGGCCCCAAACAACGCUCUUCUACGGUGCGUCCGCGUCCCAUGACCCAUCCAUCGCAGCAGCUCGCCAUACCCGCAUCUUCAAAACCGACCCUACCGCUCUCUAUUGCAAAGCCUGUCUACCCUCUGGGCAAACCAUCGGGCUAGCAAAAUGGAAUCUCUUCAAAACAGCAGGUCCCCAUUUCCCCUGGCCUACCUCCGGUUUCGCGGGGGAUGCGAAUGUGGAACUUUUGAAUUGGUUUUUUGGGUGCUUGGAUGAGAAGAGGAAUGCGUUUAUGGUUCCGAGGGGAAAGGGGUAUCUUUAUAUGGCGCUCCUGGCGGUUGAUCCGAAGUGUCAGAGGAUGGGUGUUGGCAGGAAAUUGUUGGAGUGGGGACUAGAGAAGGCGGAUAGGGAGGGGCUGGAGUGUUGGAUUGAGGCGAGUCCGGCGGGGAAACCGCUGUAUGAGAAGGUGGGGUGGAGGGAGGUAGGGUUUACGGACGUGGAGUUGAGGCGGUGGGGGUGGACGGGGGAGGAGAAGGUUAGCAGGACGGUUAGUAUGUUCAGGGGGGUUGGGGGGAAGAGUGAGGUGUGAGAGGUGAGUUAAGGCGCUCUUUUGUGGGUUGGUGCUGGUUGGGUGUUUUGACGGGAUGAGUCCUUGAGGUGAUAAGAUUGUGAGGGGAAGAGGGCGGUAAAAGAGUGGAUCUUGGAUCUUUUAGAGUUAUCUUGGACUUUCGGUGUCUAAAUACGCUUUGGUGUGAAGAACAAGAAUAUAAACCAUGGUAGAUAAGGUUAUAAAACGUUCGACUUCUGAUACGAUAAUAGACAAUAUACCAUUUAAAUAAUUGGUAAAGAAAAGAGAUUACAGAUCAAUCAUAAGUUC
Molecule: messenger RNA, 1165 nt
Organism: Hyaloscypha bicolor E
Lineage: Eukaryota; Fungi; Ascomycota; Leotiomycetes; Helotiales; Hyaloscyphaceae
Exons: 1
Coding region: 209-877 (222 amino acids)
Molecular function (GO): acyltransferase activity, transferring groups other than amino-acyl groups
Source: RefSeq, a predicted model, not a curated record